Melozone crissalis (California towhee) is the source of this 805-nucleotide messenger RNA. RefSeq names its product zinc finger protein 397-like. Lineage: Eukaryota; Metazoa; Chordata; Aves; Passeriformes; Passerellidae. Gene Ontology annotation, molecular function: DNA-binding transcription repressor activity, RNA polymerase II-specific. The transcript is spliced from 2 exons. Gene Ontology annotation, biological process: negative regulation of transcription by RNA polymerase II. The record is from RefSeq and is a predicted model, not a curated record. The coding region runs from base 92 to 718 and encodes 208 amino acids.
AUGGAAUUGGGCAGGAGGAACACCCAAGGCAACACACUCACACCUUGUUUUUCCCCCAUAAAAGGAAUUUCAGUUCCCAAAGUUUGACCAGAUGGAGGAGGAGACCAUGAGGAAGAUGAAGAUGCCCUGGCAGCCCCAGGCAGGUGAGGAAGAAGACAAAUCCCCACAGCAGAACCUCGUGGAAGAGGCUGUUUUGAGCAGCUCCACAGCACAGGAACCCAAGGGGAGGAAAAGCCCCGGACAUCGGGCACAAGGACAGGCUGCAGACACAGAUCACAGGGAUCUGAGGAGGAAAGACCCACCUGAGGCUGGGGAGGCUGCCGGAGCUCAGAGCUGGGAGCAACUUCAAGAUGAGGAGAAGCCCCACAAGUGCUUGGAAUGUGGGAAGAGCUUCACCCAGAGCUUCAGUCUCCUCAUCCACCUUCAGGUGCACACGGGGGAGCAGCACUGGGAGUGUAGGGAAUGUGGCAAGAGGUACAGGCACAGCUCUCACCUCUACCACCAGCGGGUGCACACCACAGAACGGCCCUACACGUGCUUGGAAUGUGGGAAGAGCUUCAGUGUUCAAUCCACUCUGACCUCCCACCAGAAGGGCCACACUGGGGAACAGCCCCACGAGUGUUCCAAGUGUGGGAAAAAGGCUCGGAGCAGUUUGGAUCUCCUCAAGCACAGCACACCAGUGUCCCGAGUGUGGGAAGACCUUCAGGCACAGCUGUAGCUCGACCCAACACAAACAGAGCCACCACUAAGAGAAGCCCUGAGAGUGCCCUGAGUGUGGGAAGAGCUUCCUGUGCUGCUCCAGCUC